CAACAAAACCCUAGAUCCAACCCCGGCGGAGAUCGCCGGAGCUCGGCCUCCGAGCUGCGCCCCCUCUUACGAUAUCGUUUCCGAGUCUCCUCCAUCUCCCCAGCAGUUUCUUUAGCAGAGAAGAAGAUGGAAACCAACGGUCUCGUGAAUCGCCUGUCUCAUCUCCGCAUCAACGAUCCGCUCAUCCUCAACGUCCAGCUCUUGCUCUUGCUCGAGCAACGCAUCUCCCACCCUUUCACCUCCAUGGCGAACGACGUCCUGUCAGCGGGAAGCGCCAUCAUCGACAAGAUCCGCGACAACAUAACGUACGUCAAGGCCUCAGGGAUCCACGGGGAGGCACCACAUCUGUUCCUCGACGACGACCAGUGCCAGUGGAACAGGACGUAUCAGAUGCUGGCAUCUGCUUUGUAUCAGAAGGAAGUCUUCUCCCACUUGCACACUGUCAUUCCAGAGUACAGAGAUGCUCCAACCGUGGAAGAUUGGAGGCAGGUUGAAAUCAUCUGCGCGCUCUUGAACUCUCUCUCCAUUGCAAUGGGGAAAUUGGUCGCCUCAGCCCCUUGCCCUCCCACCACCAGCACAAUGUUCUACGAGGCAUUGAUGGUCCACUUGCAGAUUGUCAGUUGUGCAGCAGCAGCAACAACAAAUGGUGAUCAUCAGUUCCUCGGCAGCUUCAUCGAACCGAUGCAGGAAAAGAUGGACAAGUACUGGAAGGAAUGUGGGUUGGUUCUCGCGAUUGCUGUCGUCAUGGAUCCUCGCUUCAAAAUGCAGUUUGUGAAAUUCAGCUUCCCCAAAAUCUUCGGCAACGAGUCUUCUCACUACGUGAAGAUGGUCGAUGACGGGCUCCAUGAGCUCUUUGCCGAGUACCUUGCGCUUUCUCCACCUCCAUUCCCUGCUCCCAACGUUGAUCGAGUGGGCGAGCACAACCAGCUGGCGGGGAGUAUUUCGGGAUACGGGCUGGCAGAUUUCGAUGUGUACAUCAUGGAGGCGACAACAAGCAAGCAGUUCAAGUCGGAGAUGGACCAGUAUCUGGACGAGGACCUCCAGGAUCGGAGCUCGAAUUUCGACGUGGUGGAAUGGUGGAAACAGGAAAGUGUGAGGCUGAGGUACCCGACGCUGUCGAAGAUGGCGAGGGAUAUAUUGAGCAUUCCUCUGUUUACUGCUUGACGGUGUCGGAUCUUUCAAACCCUGCCUUGCAAUUGGAGAACUAGGACUAGGAUAAUUUUUUUUUU
Linum tenue is the source of this 1229-nucleotide messenger RNA. NCBI's taxonomy places the organism in Eukaryota, Viridiplantae, Streptophyta, Magnoliopsida, Malpighiales, Linaceae. The record is from the annotation of a GenBank genome assembly.